AUGGGGGCACGCGAGCGAUGGUCGCUGGCCCGAGCGCCACAAGUGGGCGUGGCGCACCUGGAGAUUCGACCUUCGCUGACGUGCGAUGUGGAGGCCUGGUUCGAGAUUGUUGUCCGGUGCUGCGACAAUGCCGUCAUCACGCGGCCUCUCGAGGUGCGCACGGCGUGGAACUGGGGACUGAAUAUUACCAACUCGUGCCGUCGAAUCAUGGUGUACAGCGUGAAUGUCUCCAGGCCGUCGACGCAGAAGAGGCUUAGCGAGUUUGAGACUAGGGGUAUCCCCUUUACGCCUGAUACAGUGCCCCGAGCGUUUCCGCCGCAGACGGGGUCUGGGUAUGAGGAGUACUGGAAGUAG
Molecule: messenger RNA, 354 nt
Organism: Emericellopsis cladophorae
Lineage: Eukaryota; Fungi; Ascomycota; Sordariomycetes; Hypocreales; Bionectriaceae
Exons: 2
Coding region: 1-354 (117 amino acids)
Source: RefSeq, a predicted model, not a curated record